Argiope bruennichi is the source of this 2767-nucleotide messenger RNA. Its product is annotated as DNA damage-regulated autophagy modulator protein 1-like. Bases 144 to 953 code for a protein of 269 amino acids. Lineage: Eukaryota; Metazoa; Arthropoda; Arachnida; Araneae; Araneidae. The record is from RefSeq and is a predicted model, not a curated record. The transcript is spliced from 7 exons.
GCUCUCAAAACCUUUGCAUCAAUAUAGUAGGAAAUCAGUUCACGCUGUAGGGAAUGCUGACAUGACUGGAAGCUGACGGUCUUUACAUUUGCUUCCUUUAAUUCUCCAAUAUAUGCAAAGAGUCGCAUAAAUUUAAAGUCAAAAUGGCACCGUGGGCUUUCAUGAAGGUGAACUACCUUCCUAUGACAUUAGGAGUGGUGUUUUCCUUUGGACUAGUCACCUGUUUUGUAGUCGCUGUCUUAAGAGGAGACGUCUCUCCUUAUAUGCCAUUUAUUAGCGAAACUGGCGGGAAAUAUCCCGAAGCUGGUCUCUUCAGUAUUUUCCUGUAUCUUAGUUCUGUCCUAGGUUUAUCUACUAUGUUCACUCGUUUUCUGAUAGUAGAUGAAUUAAAUAGAGGAAUUGACAGAACCAUCGAUAUUCUUAAUAGAUCAUCAGUUGUCAUCGGUUUUAUUGCUCUCAUGGGCAUGGUGGUGGUUGCUGCAUAUCCGAUGACAAGUAUACCUACCGCCCACGGAAUCGGUGCCAAUGUUCUGUUCCUUGGUGGGGUCAUUUAUGCCGCUCUGCAAACUUGGUUGAGCUACAAAAUGUCACCAUAUUACAAUGGAACAAAGAUCUGCCAUAUUCGAUUGACCAUCACAGUGUUUACAGCAAUUGCACUCAUUGUCAUGCUUGCAGUUGGACCGAAGGCAAUAAGUGAAUGGAUUUCUGAGCCCCACAAUCAUUGGACUGGAAGCAAGAUGCCACAGGAGAAGGGUUUUGGUCUGAUGGUGGUGAGUUCUGUAGCUGAGUGGACGAUGGCCAUCAUGUUCCUCGCUUAUUACUUCACUUUUAUUCGGGAGUUCCAAAAAGUAUGCAUGCACUUGCGAGUUCAGAUGCUUGUGCAACACUUUGACGAGGAGCCUCAUGAAGUUAAUGUGGCAGUUGCGACCGAACGUACACCGAUUGUUAUGUGAUUUACAGUCGAGGGAAAAAACGGGAGCCAACCAGCUUUAUUCUGGCGUCGUUCAUCGUACUGUCAUAAAAAAGGUGUUAUUUGAAAGGGUUUAACGUACUCUUAAAAACUUUUAAAUUAAAAAUUUCGUAAGGAGUUAUUUAUAUAUAAAAAUAAUAGCAAACUUCAAAAUUUUUAAUGAUUAUACCCAUUUUUACCCAUCAAAUUUAAAAUCUACAUCAAAAGUAAUUCGCGGAAACCAAAUUUCAUUAGCUAAAGCGUAUUCGUUUCGAAAUUAUGAGCUAACAAAAUUGUGACUUUCUAAUGUAAAAAUUAAAUUUUGAACUUUUAUUUAUAUCUUAAAAACCUUUAAAGUUAUUAGCAUAAACGUUUUUAUUCCAUAAUCCAUAAUGGAAUAAAAAAUUCUUGAAUCAAAACAUUAUUUAUUUUGUAUUUAAUAUUGAUAUUUUGCAUUAAUAUAUCUCUUAAUUUAAAAUCUAAUUGAUUUCCUAAUUUUUAUAUUAUAGUAGUCUAUGUUAAUUUCAUUCUAAAAUGUUCUCUUAUUUCCAGAUCCAAUGUCCACUUUUUUAUUUUAAUCAAUUCUACAAGCGCUAUAGAAAUCUGAUUAUAUAUAUAUAUAAUAUUACAAUCUGUAAUUCUUUUUAUUGAUUUCAUUAAUCCUUUUAAUAUGAGUGAUUAAUAAAUAUUAAAUUUUUAAAUCCCAAUUUAAUUAUUUAAUUAAAUUAACUUUGUUCUAUUUGAGUAAAUAUGUUCUAAUAUAAAUUUUUAAUUAUUAAACUGGUUACUUCUUACAAAACCCCAAAGGAAUAAUUAUUUUGAUAAUGAUCUAUAUAUUAUAAUUAUUCUUAUUUAUAUUCUUCUAAUUAUAUAUAAUAAUUCUUAUAACUAUAACUUUCUUUCAAAUUUCUAUUCAUAUAAAAAGCAACAAAAUAUGUGAAAAUUAGUUUUAAAAAGUGCUACAAUAAUAGAAAUUAAAGAUAUGAAUGAAUAUUUAGAGUGAUGUUCUGCGGUCUGCUUUUCACGUCUGUAAUACGCAUAUAUCCUGUAUACAUGACUUCAUAGAAUGAAAUCUUUGACAAACAAAAAGCAUUUUCAUAGAACACUUAGUAAUCCAUAAAACAGGGGAAAAACUUACAUACAUUUAUCAGUGAAUGAAAUGCACUACUUUUUUUGUAAAAUAAAACAGUGUGUCAUCUCAUGUCUAUUCAUGAGUAGCAAGCAGUGAUGAUAGUAUAUAUUGAUAAAGAAAUGCAGGAAUGAGGCGGAAAAGAAUAAAUUCCAGUUAAUUUUUUUUCCUCUGAAUUAGUAAAUAUUAAUAUUUAACACAAAUUGGCAAUUAUUUUAAAUAAUAAAAAAUAUAUUUAAUUUUAUAUAUUUUACUCGUGCAUCAAAACUUUCCAUUUUGGCACUUUCAUUGUAAUGGAGAAUCACGCUCAGGUGUAAUUAAACAAAACUUGCAAUAUUCUUGGAUAAUUUUUUCCCGAAAGGUAUCAAGUUUUUCUAAAAUUUUGGCUACAAAUAUUUUUUUAUGAAUGAAAAAGCAAACAGUUUUACCAUGUGGAUUGAAGCUUUAAAUAUGCUUUAAAAAUAUGUCAAAAAAUACUAUUACCGACAUCCAGAAAAUAUCAAAAUCUUACACAUCUAAAUAUGGAAACAUCCUUAACAAAAAAUGCCAAAUAUCACCCGAUGUAAUCAUGAUAUAUUAAUCAAAAGUUGUAAUCUCAGUAUUUUUUGCGUGGGAAAACUAUUCAUGAUAUUAAAAAAAAAAAAAACUGUUCACAUGGAAAUUUUAAAAUUUGUACAAUUUUAAUUGAA